This is a messenger RNA of Hevea brasiliensis (rubber tree), 981 nucleotides long. RefSeq lists its product as uncharacterized. Lineage: Eukaryota; Viridiplantae; Streptophyta; Magnoliopsida; Malpighiales; Euphorbiaceae. The transcript has 3 exons. The record is from RefSeq and is a predicted model, not a curated record. Bases 72 to 884 code for a protein of 270 amino acids.
AAAGGUCUUCUCUGCGACUCCUCAUCAACGUCGUUUUCCAAUCUCAGCUUUUUGUUCAACUUGCGCUCAAGAUGGAAGAUGUCCUCACAGAGAUUCCACCACCUUCAAGGUUCUUUCAGGAAGAUCUCAACAACUUCACACCUCCUUCAUCACCACUUCCAUCUCCUUUCCUUCUAUUCUCUAAUCCUAAACCUGAUCAACCACUUCGUCCAACUCUCCUCAUCAUUGCCUUAUCUACCUCAUCUCUUUAUGUCUUCAACCAUGUAUCCUCAAAGACCCUAAUCGGUAGUGUCUUCCUACCCGAGAUUCCUUUCUCAGGCAAUACUUUCAAACCCUCUCUUGGAAACAAAUCCUGCAACAUCUAUGCCCUAAACAAUGCUGAUAAUUUGACUCUUCUGGUUUCCAUUCAGUGCUCUGUCAGUACUGAGAGAUCUAAUGUGGUUGCAAAGUUGCUUAUUGGUGAACAAAUCAUUCCUGAGAGGGUUCUAAUCUGGGAUUCAGUUCAGAGCCAGAAUUUCAGGGGUAAGCUUUCAUCUGAUGAAACAUGUGCUUUCAAGCUAGAGACGUUGGCAGAGAGGAAAGGGCAAGAUGGUGUCUGUGGAGUUUCAUCCUUACUGAAGGGUUUAGACUAUUUUCCUUCAGGGAGUAUGGUGGAUGGCUUGGCAGCUGCACUCUUAGCUCGAUGCCAGAUGAGGAACAUCAGAGGAGCUCUCUGUCUUUCCUGGCCUGAAUGUGGUGGUUCUGUGGUAGCUCUUAUAAAGUCUAUCCUGCAGAGAACUGUGUUGCAUGGCAUUGACUUGAGCUCUAAGGGAGAUGCUGAGGAUAAAUACUUAAAGUUUAGUAAGAUUAAGGAUCAUCCUUUUGAUUCUGAGCUGUAUACCUGACGUAUUAGGUUUGAAAUGCUUAUUUGACUCAAGUUUUUAUCUCUCACAAUUUUUAAAUAUUAUGUGACCAGAAAUGGAUGUCUUUGUUUCCCCAUGA